Molecule: messenger RNA, 1386 nt
Organism: Polypterus senegalus (gray bichir)
Lineage: Eukaryota; Metazoa; Chordata; Cladistia; Polypteriformes; Polypteridae
Product: regulator of G-protein signaling 21-like
Exons: 5
Coding region: 40-654 (204 amino acids)
Source: RefSeq, a predicted model, not a curated record
GGGCACUCCACAUAGCAGCUGGACUGGCAGCAAAGGCCGAUGCUCCGCAGGGAAAUCUCAUUGAACAAAAUGCCAGGAUUACUCUUCCCUUCUGCCGUACUCAAAGAAUCUGAUUUGAACAGCAUGGAGAAGACAGACAGAAAGAAAACAAAGAAUUUGGGUAAAGAUUUUAUAUGCCGACUUCAGUCCAUUUUUCCCAGCCCUGCACCUACUGCUGAUUCUUCAAAGUUGUCAAAACUUAACACAGAAGAAGCUCUGCUGUGGUCUCAGUCAUUGGAGAAGCUCCUGCAGUCUAAAUACGGUCUGCCCGUGUUUCAAACGUUCUUAAGGUCCGAGUUCAGCGAGGAGAACAUCGAGUUUUGGCUGACCUGUGAAGAUUUUAAGAAAAUCAAAUCCACAUCCAAGCAGGCAUCGAGAGCGAAGAAGAUUUAUGAGCAGUUCAUCCAAGCAGAGUCUCCUCGCGAGAUUAAUAUCGAUCAUCACACAAGAGAAGCAAUCCGACUCAACGUUCAAGAGCCCACCAUGUCGUGCUUCGAUGAAGCUCAGAAAAUCGUCUACGGUCUCAUGGAGCGGGACUCCUACCCAAGGUUCCUUAGAUCAGAAAUCUACCUGACCCUAUCGGGGAAGAUUCAGCCGAAUCAAGUCAAGGGAUGAAAGGGCCCUCUUGCAGACUAAUGAACUAAGCAAUCCAUCGCAGAUGGAAACCGGGAGGAUCUCGUUCUGAUCAGCCCUGCGAUCUGUGGAGCUCAACGAAAAGAUGGUGCAGAGGACGUGGAACAGCGCCAGAGUGGGGAUUGGAUUUGCUUGUGACAGAAAGAGACAGUAAGUGAAGGGUAAGAGCCAUGAUGGACCGUCAACCCUGUGGCUUAAAUGAUUGUGCCAAAAAGGAAGGGCCGAGUAAAAAGCAAGAGCAAAUCGCAAGUUCUGCUGGCUUAGGUGGAUUUGAUCUGGUGGAGCACAUAAAACAAGGUCACCUUAGAGACUCGCUUCACACUUUUAUGACCAUUUAUGAACAUACUGGAGUUCUGAUGACAGAUGAAGAGUUUGGAGAGCCGUGCUAAGACAGAUGACGGCUUUUGUAUUUCAUGUUACACCAGCUAGCUGCGCACAUCCCCUGUAUUUCACAAAACCAGUCUGGAAAAUCCCCAGUGACUACUGAGACACUUUCGUUUUCGAGGAGUACAAUGCAGUUUCUCUCUUCAUCCACACAAAAGGCAAAUGAAAAAUGGCUGGACUUAUGCAUUUUGAUACUAGUUAAGAGUGAAUAAGAAAGUCUAAUUUAUUUUUUUAAGAUUUUGUAAACUUUGAACUACAAGCCACUGUAAGCUAUGUUUUUAUACUGCUGUCGUCCAUGUUUCCAAAUAAUAAAAGGAUUAUUUAAUAUUA